GGCUUGCGCCCCAAAACCUUCCCUACGCGGCCACGACAGCAUCCUGCACGGCGUAGGGAGGAAAGGAGCCCCUAGGUCGUUUUGGCAGUUCAGCUACUCCAGCUCCUCUUUCCGAAGGGCGUCGGGCAGGUCAGAACCUGGGAGGAGGAGCUGGGCCACCCCGGGGCUGCGUUCUCCUGUCACGUCCGAUGGAUGCAGCGUCCGUGCUCGGCCGACGGGAGCCAUCGCUGCCCUGGCGCGAGAGUCUCUUAGAAUCUCAGCCCUUCACGCGGGAAUUCCGUUUACUACAGCUGCCGACGCUGGUGGUUUGUCGCGGAAGUUCGGGGCUCGCAGUCCGUUUGGGUUUCGUAGCAGGUCUGAGGGUGGAGUCUUGGUGUCAGGCUCGGGACGUGGGGCAUUAUGGGAGUCGUAGUUGAGGCCACCUGGAUUUUGGCAUGGUCUCGGGGCAUUCUGGGAGUUGUAGUGUGUGGGCCACAGUGUAGUCCUAGGAAGUGUCGUCGUCCCAGGCCCCCCGGCUCUGGCGCUGCGUACGCAGGUGCCUGGCAUCCUGGCAGUAGUAGUGCGUGAGGGGAGCGCCUCAGCCCUCGCGGGGGAGGCCGCGGUAGGUCUUCGGCAGUGUAGCCUUCCGAGGCCCGCGGGCUCUGGCGCUGUGUGCGCAGGUGCGGGGCGUUCGGGCAUUGGUGGUGGGUGAUGGGAGCGCCUCUGCCCUCUCCCCGCGGCCGCGGUGGGUCCUGGGAAGUGUAGUCGUCCGCGGCCCGGCCUGGUCGCGGGGUCUGGUGGCUGAGGCUGUGGCGGGUAGAGUCCCUCCCCGGACGCGGAUCCGAAAGUCUGGCUCACUUGGGCCCAAGAUACUUAAAGCGGCCCCCUCUGUCCGAGAUCCCCUCCAGGUGGCCCGGGCCGAAGACCACCUGCAGCUCCCCGGCUAAAGGCGCAGAGGAAACGCGCCGUCCGGUGACCCCGUUACAGGAGGCGGUGCCGGGCUGUGCCGUUUCCCCCUGCGCUCCUCGGUCCCGCCGCGAGCCAUGCCUCAGGUGAGCUGCGCCUUUUUUCUUUCCCAGGGCAUCUGUGUGCUUCAGGACUGGGGGACAGAGGCUUGCUUUCUCCGGAAGCGCCCUGCUCAGGUCCUCCCCUUCGGGCACCUGGACCUGAGGGGACGUGGGAAGGUUGACGGGAAGCUGUCCGGUCGUGGGCGGGUUUCGGCCCUGGGGGAAGGUCGGGAGCCGGCGGGGGAGGGGGCGGGUGUGUUAGGUCACUUCUUCCUCCUUUUCCCAGCGUUAGAAUGAGGAGUGCUUUACUCUGUCCCUCGCUCCAGCUACCCCUUUCUCAGUCGUACAUAUUAAAGUUUGUUUAUUUUUGAGAGAGGGAGAGAGGAAAUCCCAAGCAGGCUCCUCGUUGUCAGCGCAGAGUCAGAAGUGGGGCUCCAUCCCGGGAACCGUGAGAUCAUGACCCGAGCGCAAAUCGGGAGUCAGAUCCUUAACCGGCUGAGCCACCCGACUGCCCCAGUCAUAUUCUAAUUAAGCAUGUACUUUCAGCACCUGUGUCAGUGGUCUCAAAGUGGAAUUCCUGGACCAGCAGUAUCAGCAUCACGUGAGAACUUACUAGAAACGUAUAGUCAUGAGCUCCCUUCCCAUACCUUCUGAACCAGAAACUCUGGGUGUGCAGUUCAACAGUCACUCCCAAGUGACUCUGAUGCGUGACCCAUCCUGGGUGUGGGGGGUUCAGCUGGGGCAAACAAAAUCUCUGGCAGUUGUUUCACAGAGGUGGGGGUAAGAAGGCCAACUGUUUGAUUUAGUUCCUGUUUUUUGUUCUACUUCUCUGCCCUACAUACAUUGUCUCAUGCUUGUCUCCAAAUCCAGAUGCUCUCCCAAAUUUGAUGGGGAGUCCAGUUUCCAUCUGUGCUGCAGAUUCCGUUGUUGAGAAAAUAGCUUCCUUUACUAGUCAGUAACCUUUAUCGCUUAAAACUUUUUUUUUUUUUUUAACUGUAAGAUACAACUGCCAUGCAUCUGGAGCUCUUACUAGUUUGACCCCUUUUAAAAUUUCUGCUCAUGCUUAAUGGUUCUGUGGGUUACUGAAGCAGUGCAAAAGCAGGCCGUGAAGUGGGGGCACAUUAUUACUCCUAACCCUGAGGGGAAAGCUUUUUGUUCCAUUCUGGGAUGGGGGACAUGUCUUCCUUCGGUAGUCUUUCUUACUGCGUAUCCUUGUUCUGUGACACUGCUUACAUCGCCGGUAAGUUUCAUAGCCCUUUUUUCAGGAAUGGCGGUAACCGUGUUGCACUUGAGUGCAUGCCCCUUUUUAAAGGUACUGCUGCUGUCUGCUGUAGCCGGUUGUUACCAUGAAGAUAUUCUUGCCGGAUCUCAUUAAAAUAGGCUGCUAUCAAGGAAAAUAUACACUGCCUACUGAAUACAAAGGGGCUGUCUUUGUUAUUCAUUAAGUGUUCUAAGAUUCUAAGAACUUGAACAACAAAAGGCAGAAAUUCAUGUUGUUCAUGUGUAUAAUCCUUUAUCUUUCACAAAAUGGUAAAUUAUGUCAGGACAAAUUGUAUUUAUUUUUUUCCUUUUCUCCAAUUAUGCAAUAAAACAAAACAGGCUCUUACUAAUUAGAAUUCUGAAAACCCCCAUUUGCUACUCUAUGCAUACACUGUCUACUCUCCAUGGUGAGACUCAUUUCACUCCUAAUCAGGGCCUGUGGGAGCAUGGGUGCUGGUUGUGCAGAUAUCUGUAUAUCAUUUCAGGGGUCAGUGACAUUCAGAGAUGUGGCCAUAGACUUCUCCCAGGAGGAGUGGGAAUGGCUUCAGCCUACUCAAAGAGAUUUGUACAGACAUGUGAUGUUGGAGAACUACAGCCACCUGGUUUCGCUGGGUCUUAACAUUUCUAAGCCAUAUGUGGUUUCCUUAUUGGAGCAAGGGAAAGAGCCCUGGUUGGAGAAAAGAGGUGUGAGAAGAGAUCUGUUUUCAGAACCAAAUCGUGAGGUCAAAGAGUUUUCUCAAAAAAAUGUCAUUUAUGAAGAUGACUCACCCCAGUGUUUGGUAGUGGAAAGAAUUCUAAGCCACGGCCCUGAAUAUUCCAGUUUUAAAGGAGGCUGGAAAUUCGAGGAAGAUACUCAGAUGCAAGGAAAUCAGGGGUGUAUCCGGCAAGGAACAGUGUCUCAUCAGGGAGCCCUGUCUCAGCACACGAGUAUCAAUACCGUGGAGAGGCCCCAUGGAUGUCAUGAAUGUGGGAAGACUUUCAGUCGGCGCUUUUCCCUUGUGCUACAUCAGAGAACUCAUACUGGAGAGAAACCAUACGUAUGUAAGGAAUGUGGCAAAACCUUUAGCCAGAUCUCAAACCUUGUGAAACAUCAGAUGAUACAUACUGGAAAGAAACCCCAUGAGUGUAAGGACUGUAAUAAAACGUUCAGUUAUCUCUCAUUCCUCAUUGAACACCAGAGAACACAUACUGGGGAGAAACCCUAUGAAUGUACUGAAUGUGGAAAGGCCUUUAGCCGUGCCUCAAACCUCACUCGACAUCAGAGAAUUCAUAUAGGAAAGAAACAGUAUAUAUGUAGGAAAUGUGGGAAAGCCUUUAGCAGUGGCUCAGAACUCAUUCGCCAUCAGAUUACACAUACCGGAGAGAAACCUUAUGAAUGCAUUGAAUGUGGGAAGGCAUUUCGCCGUUCUUCACAUCUUACUCGGCAUCAGAGCAUCCAUACUACCAAAACCCCCUAUGAAUGUAAUGAGUGUAGGAAAGCCUUCCGAUGCCACUCAUUCCUUAUUAAACAUCAGAGAAUUCACGCUGGAGAAAAGCUCUAUGAAUGCGAUGACUGUGGUAAAGUUUUCACGUGGCAUGCAUCCCUUAUGCAACAUAUGAAAAUUCAUACUGGAGAAAAGCCCUAUGCAUGUACUGAAUGUGAUAAAACCUUUAGCCGGAGCUUUUCCCUCAUUCUACAUCAGAUAACUCACACUGGGGAGAAGCCCUAUGUAUGUAAGUUUUGCAAUAAGUCCUUCAGCUGGAGCUCAAACCUUGCCAAACAUCAGAGAACACACACUCUAGAGAACCCUUAUGAAUAUGAGAAUUCAUUUAAUUAUCACUCGUUCCUUACUGAACACAAAGAAAUUCACGCUAUAGAGAAAACAUAAGAAUAUGGAUGAAGAAAAGCAAACAGUUAAUGCCUUAACUUUGACUUCAAAGGAUUCUUGGAAAAAAGCCUUAUGUGAAUAUGUUCAAUGUGAAGAAAAAUGGGUCAUACUUGAUUCAACAUCCUGGAGAAAAAAUAACCUAGGAAUAUGUGGGAAAGCCAUUAAUAGCUUUGCAUUCUUUUUGUAAUAUCAGAAGAUGAAAUCAGUCAAUACUGAGAAGCCUUCAUUUGGUGAGAUUCCCUUACUCUACAUUUGUAACUUCCUACCAGACAAGGAUACGUGGCCAAUAGAUGUGAGAAAGCUUUUAACUAGAAAUUGGCCCUAAUUCUGCAUCUGUCGGCUCAAACAGGGCAGAAUGUGUGGGUAAGAUUGCACUUUUUCUUGGACAUCAGAAAAUUCAUAAUGAAGCAAAGUCAUGCAAACACAAUGAUUCAGGAGUGUUUUUUGUACCAUGCAGUAUUUAUUAGGUUUUAAAAUACUCUUCUAAAGAGAAAACACAACACUAUAAAUGAACUGAAUAUAGGGUGAUUUUCUGCAUUAUAUCAAACUACAGAAUUAUACUGGGGGAAAAACUACCAUUGUAAUGAGUGUGGCAAAAUCUUAAGAGUUCUGAGAAGUCAUACUGGAGGGAAUCUGUGGGAGGUUUUUUUUUUUUUUUUUUUUUUUUUUUUUUUUUUUUUUUUCUUCUUUUUUUGGGGGUGAGGUGAUUUUUGCUUUAAAGCAAAUUCAAAAAGCUAUGAAUAAAUAUUUUAUUUUCUAGUUAAUUAAUCUAGUACUUGCAGAGUUUUUUCCACACAUUUGUGAUUGUGAAAAUGCAACUACCACAAUAUCAAUAUCACUAACAAGAGUAAUGCGCUUUUGUUGAAACAUACAUGAUUACUGAAACCUUUUUAAUAUAUUAUGGCUUUAACUGUGAGACAAUUUAGAUUUAAGGUUAUGCUAACUCAUGUUUAUCCUUGAAUAUGACUAGACCUGUUUUAGUCUGAAAUAAAUGUAAAUAAGGUGUGUCACAGGAAAAUGCCAAGGUACUUUUCCUCUUGUUCCAUUUACAGUAGGAACAUUUCUUUUGUAAGCACGUAUUUGUCAAAAUAAAUCAGAUGAUGUUUUCACUCUCCAUGUA
Messenger RNA from Herpailurus yagouaroundi (jaguarundi), 5234 nucleotides. It is a transcript of the gene ZNF140, whose product is annotated as zinc finger protein 140. Bases 2651 to 4114 code for a protein of 487 amino acids. Lineage: Eukaryota; Metazoa; Chordata; Mammalia; Carnivora; Felidae. Gene Ontology annotation, molecular function: DNA-binding transcription factor activity, RNA polymerase II-specific. The record is from RefSeq and is a predicted model, not a curated record. Gene Ontology annotation, biological process: regulation of transcription by RNA polymerase II. The transcript is spliced from 4 exons. Gene Ontology annotation, cellular component: nucleus.